ACCGAGCCAAUCCCACAGUGGGCGAGGCUUGCAGAUUUCAAAUAAAUUCUGGGUGGCAUCCCCCACACGGGAGCUAUUGGGUGUCUUUUAAGUAUCGAAAGAAGAGAACGAGGCCAUUUCCUACCAAACGCCGACAUGAGUGGAUGUCCAUUUAACAGAGAAACCCGCUCAAGUCCCGUGGACUUGGACGAUGGUUUGGAGAAUGAUGCUGCUCAAGAGGGGAUUAACAAAGCUGCCUUAGGGGGUCUUGUGUACGGAGACUACCUCCAGCUUCACAAGAUCCUGGACGCUCAAGUCCUGGAGAGCACGAAGCAUCACAACACCAUCCAUGAUGAGCACCUGUUCAUCACCACCCAUCAGGCCUAUGAACUGUGGUUCAAGCAAAUCCUCUGGGAGCUGGAUUCUAUUCGACAGAUAUUUUAUCACAGACAAAUAAAGAACGAGCGGAAUAUGCUGAAGGUGGUGUCACGCAUGCAUCGCAUCACCCUCAUCUUCCACCUGCUCGUCGACCAGUUCUCCGUGAUGGAAACCAUGACUCCUCUCGACUUCUUUGAUUUCAGACAUUACCUGGCGCCCGCGUCUGGGUUCCAGAGUUUGCAGUUCCGCAUGCUCGAGAACAAGAUCGGUGUUCCGGACAGCCUGCGCGUGCCGUACAACAAGCGCCACUUCCGCGACAGCUUCCGGGGAGAGGAGUUUGAGAAGCUGCGCUUGUCGGAAAUCGAGCCCACGCUCCUGCAGCUCGUUCAGGAGUGGCUUGAGAGGACCCCAGGUUUGGAAGUGGGCGGCUUCAACUUCUGGGAGAAGCUGAAGAAGAGUGUCUCUGAAAGGUUGGAGGAAGAGGCUUGCAAGGCCAAGCUGAUGGAAAAUGCCACACUGAAAGAAGAGCUCAUGAAUGAAAUUCGCAAGCAACAGGAGACAUUUGGUUCGCUCUUCGACGAGAAGCGGCACAUUCAUCUGAUGAGCAAAGGAACUCGACGACUGUCAUACAAGGCCCUGCAGGGAGCCUUAAUGAUUUAUUUCUACAGGGAAGAGCCUCGAUUUCAAGUGCCUUUUCAGCUGCUCAACAGCCUCAUGGAUCUCGACUCACUCAUGACAAAGUGGCGCUAUAAUCACGUGUGCCUAGUGCAGCGCAUGAUUGGCAGCAAGGCCGGGACGGGUGGAUCGUCGGGCUACCAGUACCUGCGCUCCACCGUCAGUGACCGCUACAAGGUGUUCGUGGACCUCUUCAACCUGGCCACGUUCCUGGUCCCACGGAGCUGGAUCCCACGCCUAACCCCCAUGCUGCACCGCUCGCUUGCCAAGGCGUCAUGCUGCGACAGCUCCUACAGCAGCGGUGGCGACGAUGAGAGCGACGCCGGAUCGGAGGCCGGGUGCAGCGGCCGCUGCGGGCAGGACCACUGUGUCUGUUGCUUCGACGCCGCCGCCGCCGCCGCCGCCGGCCGUGGUGGAACGAGCUCGCCGAGCAACACGGCCGAUCAGGCCUGCGAAGGCUUCACGCCGACGACUUGCAACGGGAGAUUUUCCACCACCGCCAUGGCCACAGCCACUGCCGGGCACGGCCCCAGGAGCCCCACGCCCCCCGCCGCCACUGUGCUAGCGCGAGAGGCACCAGUCACUCAGAAUCUCAACAAGUUUCUCGUGUUGGAGAAGUAGGUCUGUUCAGGCUGCUUCAUUGUAUGAAAUAGUGCUUGCUCUCUCGUGCCACAAUCUGGCGAACAGGCUUGCUUUAUUGUAAGUGCAAAUUUACUUACAAAUCUAUGCAAACGUUUAGGUUAGAAACAAAACAUUAUGCUGAGACAAGAAACAAAUCAAAUAGUUUUAAUGAUUAAAUAUAAAGUAGGCUACACACUGCAUAGGAAGAACCUCAAUACCUCUAUAUUACUGGUUACUGAGUCCUGUCGGUGGCUCAGAGGGAUACGAUUAUGUCAGGACACUGAGAAAACUCUUCAAAAAGUAGGGAUUUUAAUCUUUACAGCACUCGUGAUUAGACGGGGGUCUCAAACUGAUGAUCUCAUCGCAGUCACUGAUGAUUAAAUGUGAUUUGCUGUGAUAAUUUGGCAUAUUUCGUACCCUCUGAGGGUUAAAGAAUUCAGUUUGGUUGCCAUGAACGAAACACUUUGCAGGGCAUUUGAAAUGUGGCAUUACCUCAUGUGGGUAUGAGGCCAUUUAAAAGGCUUAUAUAAUGUAAUCCACGACAUUACCUUGCGGGGUCAUGCUCUAUCAUUCGAGCACAUGCUAAUUGCUGUUAGACAUCAACAAUGAAAUGUAUAAAGCUUGCGACAAGACACUAAUAAAUUUUGAUUUAAAGCUUU
Molecule: messenger RNA, 2312 nt
Organism: Petromyzon marinus (sea lamprey)
Lineage: Eukaryota; Metazoa; Chordata; Hyperoartia; Petromyzontiformes; Petromyzontidae
Gene: TDO2
Product: tryptophan 2,3-dioxygenase
Molecular function (GO): L-tryptophan 2,3-dioxygenase activity; metal ion binding; heme binding
Source: RefSeq, a predicted model, not a curated record